AUGGCCUCGUCACCAGAUGAUGAUGUUAGCUCGAAUGCUUUGAAUGAAGAUGAUCUAUUCGGAGAUGAAGAAGCACCAGUUAAAAAGGCUCGGGAGCUCAGUGAUCAGGAAUUAGAUUCAGGAGAUGAUGAAGAUCGAGAUGAUAGAGCUCAGCCUCAUGGAAAUGAGGAAUUAGAUUACGAUGCGGGAAGAGAUGCACAGAUACUUGAAGCAACGCUUUGGAGACAUAUAAUCCCUAAACCUACAAAUGGAGAGUUUAGCACAUUACGCCUACCAAAAUUUCUAGGUAUAGAACCUCAUGCAUAUGAUUCUACCAAUUUUAUUCCUCCUAUCUCCGACCAUCAUUCUGAAAGCAAAUCUGCCAAUUUUUCAGCUAGCAGUGUCGCUCUUUCAACCAUACGUUACCGUAGAGACUCUAAGACUGGGGAGUUAGAAAGCAAUACGAUUCUAUGUAAAUGGAAUGAUGGUAGUACCACAAUUUCUAUUGGCGAUCAACACUAUGAGCUGGAAACAAAAACUCUAGCCCCUCCCGCAGAUUCCAAGCCUUAUCAAGAGGUUAUGGAUUCCCACACAUACUUAGCGACGCCCUCAAUCGCAUCACAACUCCUCCUUCUGAUCGGCCACACAAGCAAUCAAUACACUGUACGGCCGAAUAAAGAAAUAGAGGACGAUGCCCUCGAAAAGCUACAGAAAAGUCUUGCAGCUGCCACUCGCGGUGGCUCCAAGGGGGAUGAUAAAGGGGGACCAGAACUUAUCACUAAUGUUGAAGACCCAGAACUUCAAAAGAAAAAAGCCGAGAUUGCUGAGAAAGAACGCAUGAAAGCUCAGAGGCGUCGUGAAAAUGCCGCAGAAAAGUACAACCUACACAAGGCGCCUAUUGGGAUUCGGAAUGGCCUUCAUAUCGAUGAUCUCGAAGGCCGUUCAGGACGAAAAUCAACUGGUACGGAACGCAAAGCCUCCAAACCUCGUCGAAACCGAUCUAGCUAUGAAUCGGAUGAUGAGCCCCGUGUUGGAAGAAGUAAGCAGGAUGAAUACGAUAAAGAAGAUGACUUUCUUGCGGAUAGUGAUGAAGAAAUGGAAGAAAGUGCUGAGGAUGAUGACGAUUUAGACACAGAUGAUGACAACAGGAGAGAACGGCCUCCAACCAAAAAACAGAAGAAUACUAAGGCGACGGUAGAAAGUGACGAGACUGAUGCUGACGCUGAAGCAGAUCUUGAUGAUGACGAAGCAGCAACUCCAGUGAUAAAUGAUACAGCUACUAGAGGGAGGAAGCGAAAAGUCAUCGAGGAUGAUGAUGAUGAAGAAGAUGAUGAGGAAUAG
This is a messenger RNA of Blumeria graminis f. sp. triticale, 1320 nucleotides long. The record is from the annotation of a GenBank genome assembly. Lineage: Eukaryota; Fungi; Ascomycota; Leotiomycetes; Helotiales; Erysiphaceae.